AGGCGCACACAGGUCAGUUCAGACGGCCCGCUGCGACCACAGGGAAACUCAGCUCCAGCCUCAAUUUUCUGGAUACUUUGUAGCAAAGAGCGCAGCAGAGGCCUUUUCUUUUCUCUAUUCCUCUUCGGAAAUGAAGGACAUAUUCACUCCGGAUUGAAAAGGCCAACUAUUUAUAACAUUUGCUCAUUAAUUUGAUCCAAACUGCCAGUUUAGUUCAACUGUUUUUGCUACCAACAGUGGGAUUUAGACACCCAUAUCAUGGCUGAUAACAAGCACCCGCAUGUAAUUUUCUGCAACGACUCUCCCAAAAGAGUGCUGGUGUCCGUCAUCAAGACCACCCCGAUAAAACCGAGGAAAGCGGAGGCUCUGACGCCCACCAGCCCUGGCUUCAGCGACUUCAUGGUCUACCCGUGGAAAUGGGGGGAGAACGCCCACAAUGUGACCCUGAGCCCGGGCUCGGUGAGCGGAGCUGCAUCCCCCACCGGGACACAGACGGCCAGAGAGGCGGACACGGCGCCUUCACCCGACCAGAUAAAGGAUGGUAUCCGCAGAGGCAGACCUCGGGCUGACACAGUCCGGGAGCUGAUAAGUGAGGGGGAGACUUCAUCCAGCCGCAUCCGCUGUAACAUCUGCAACCGAGUGUUUCCCAGAGAGAAAUCUCUCCAGGCCCACAAGAGGACACACACAGGGGAGAGGCCCUAUCUGUGUGACUACCCAAACUGUGGGAAGGCGUUUGUUCAGAGUGGUCAGCUGAAGACGCAUCAGCGGCUGCACACUGGAGAAAAACCCUUUGUCUGCUCAGAGAAAGGAUGUGGCAACCGGUUCACACAUGCUAACCGCCACUGCCCCAAGCAUCCUUUCUCCCGCCUGAAGAGGGAGGAACCAAAGGAAGGCCAGGGGAAGGCUCAGUCUGUGGAUAACAAGGCUGUGGCAGAGUGGCUGGCUAAGUACUGGCGAACCCGCGAGCAACGCGCCCCAACAACCACCAAGGUGAAGCCACAGGGAAAGACAAGAGGGGAAGACCAGGAGCAGCAGGAUCCCAUGGAGUUCCUCCAGUCCGAUGAAGAGAACGGGGAAGAAGAAGAGAUGGCCGAGGAGGAGAAGGGCACCCAGGGAGGAGCAGCCAAGCGCCGCCUCCAGGAGCAGCGGGAGCGUCUCCAUGGGGCUCUGGCGCUCAUCGAGCUGGCCAACAACCUGUCUGCCUGAACGCCUCACCCACCUCCCUGAUCCUGGCCUCCCAUUCCCUGACCCUCAUACCUCCAUCCCCAGUCCGCCUUCCUGCAAUAUGUGCUGCCGCUAAAAAUUGCUCAUAAACACCGAUUAAUGAUUAGUUUAGCUUAUUCUAUAAAGUUGUGAAACCAGACUUGGAGGAGCUGAAUUAGCCUGAGAUCAGUGUUAUGGACAGAAUCAUCAAUUUCCCCCUCGCAGCACCAGGAAGGCACAAGCUAAAGCACCUUAUUCAGCUUACAUUUUAUCCUUUUUAGGCUGCUAUAAUUGUAGAUUUGACUAUAUGAAGAAUGUCUUUCUUUCUUCUGUCUUCUAAAGGCAAAAGAAAGAACACCUAUUAUGUUUUUAAUUUGUUUUGUUUGCACUUUGGUAACGAGUUUUUUGUAAGUAUAUUGUGAGAAUAAGAGAGUGUGAAUGACUGAUGUAUAUAUGGUUUAAGCUCAGAUGGACAGAAUGAUACAGGGUGUGGUCAAAUAUAGGAAAUGCUAAGCUGCAUUCCAACUGUCAGAUGGCCUCUCACCGUGUUCCCAGGUUUCAUCUCCGGCGCUAUAAGCACAAUUUCAUAGCCACUGAUGACAGCAGUGGUUGUUGAAAUGGACUGAGAAGGAUUUAAAUAGUUUUAGCCUCACCGGUACAGCUCUAUUUAAUAAGUGGUGAGCAAAGGUGGAGGAGAGGACACAAAAGUCAGAGGAGCUGGAUAAGUCUGACAUUUGAUAAGGGUCAUUUUUAUUUUUGAGUGAAAGGUAAUCAUUGCAAGCCUAAUCCAGAGGUCUGGUCAGGCACAAACUCUUCAAAGACUCCAAACUUUUACAGCUUUACCACUUGUCUCUAUAUUUGCCUGACACUACAAAACAAAUAUGGAGCUAUAGUCUCCUAUCUAAUGUCUUCUGGAUUAAGUUCAUUCAUAUUUUACAAUGUGAAGGUCCAGAGUACUCGUCAGGACAUACCAUGUUUCCAUUUUAAUGCCAGUUGUAAGUGUGUUUGACCGGCAGGCCAAAAGUUGUUUUCCAACCAGAGGGGAGAUGUUUUACAAUCCACGUCAGUCAUCUUUUAUAUUAAAAGGUGGCAGACCAGAUUAGACACCAGCAUAGCAUCAUAGUAGUGUGCGACAAUUCUACAUCAUCUCAUUUCACAGUUUAAGUUCUGACAUAUUUAUUUUACCGUAUUUUUCUUCUGGCUCGUGGUUUGUUCAUAUUUUAAGAGCUGGAAUCAUUUGAUAAAAGGGAAAAAAAAAUAUCCCACAACUGUAAAACACAACAACUUCAUCCCUUUGAUUUUGUUUAAGCACUUACCUGCCAUUAAGUCUUGGAUUAAGCUUGCAAUGCACCGAUUAGAUUUAAUGUCCAGGAAGAGGGCACUUGUUUUUUAUAAACUGAUUUGUGUAGUGCUGUUUUUUUUUUUUUGUUUUGUUUUGUUUUGUUUUAAAGCAACACUACAUCCUUCAACACUGUAAGAAGCCUCUCAUGUGUGCCCUGCCUCUGGUUGGUUUUUUUUUUGUCCACCAGAAAUGUCUAGUUGUGAUGUUUGAAUCUGAUUUACAAAUUACCUUUGUGGAGUUGCAGUGAAACUGGAAAGCAAACAAAAUUGCUGAUAAUCAAAAAACCCAAAUGAUUUAUUGUACCCAAUUACAGUAUAUUUGGAGGCAGUUGUAACCCUUCGUCUGUUUUUUGGUUUGAGAAAAUUAUGGCAUUUAAUAUAUACAUGUAGUGUUAGAAAUUUGAGCGCACAAUUUACAGAGCUUUGAUGUUUUUAAUUUUAGUUUCAGUUUUCCCCUCUGCUAACAUCCUCCAACAGCUUCCAUAUUUGAGUGUAUAGAGUGAUCCUGCUUGCUUGGUAGACAUUUUAUUACACAUCUUAAAGGUAAGACUUCUCUGACAGGCUGUCCACACUGUUUUGUUGAUCUUCAAUAAACAUUCACAGAACCUGA
Molecule: messenger RNA, 3154 nt
Organism: Amphiprion ocellaris (clown anemonefish)
Lineage: Eukaryota; Metazoa; Chordata; Actinopteri; Pomacentridae
Gene: znf367
Product: zinc finger protein 367
Exons: 5
Coding region: 259-1206 (315 amino acids)
Biological process (GO): regulation of transcription by RNA polymerase II; central nervous system development
Cellular component (GO): nucleus
Molecular function (GO): DNA-binding transcription factor activity, RNA polymerase II-specific; RNA polymerase II cis-regulatory region sequence-specific DNA binding
Source: RefSeq, a predicted model, not a curated record